Molecule: messenger RNA, 612 nt
Organism: Pipistrellus nathusii (Nathusius's pipistrelle)
Lineage: Eukaryota; Metazoa; Chordata; Mammalia; Chiroptera; Vespertilionidae
Source: the annotation of a GenBank genome assembly
AUGGAUGAGGACGGGCUUCCUCUCAUGGGCUCAGGCAUUGACCUGACCAAGGUGCCAGCUAUUCAGCAGAAAAGAACGGUGGCAUUUCUAAACCAGUUUGUGGUGCACACUGUACAGUUCCUCAACCGCUUCUCGACAGUUUGCGAGGAGAAGCUGGCAGACCUUUCUCUUCGUAUCCAACAAAUUGAAACAACUCUCAAUAUUUUAGAUGCAAAGUUGUCAUCGAUCCCAGGCCUAGAUGAUGUCACAGUCGAAGUCUCCCCUGUAAGUGUCCCUGGAGUCACAAAUGAAACCCCUUCAGAGCCAUCACAGCAGAACAGUUUACAAGAAUCUGGACCACAGGAAAGUGAAGUAACAGCAGAAAAUAUCUUAACUGUAGCCAAGGAUCCAAGAUAUGCCAGAUAUCUCAAAAUGGUUCAAGUGGGUGUACCAGUGAUGGCAAUAAGAAACAAAAUGAUAUCAGAAGGACUAGACCCAGAUCUUCUCGAGAGGCCAGAUGCUCCAGUGCCUGAUGGAGAAGGAGCUACACAAGCAACAUCUGGUACAGCCUGCAGAGGGAUUCUUCACCCGAGGAGUUUCAAGUUUCAGCAUGUGAGCCAUCCUGCUGAAUAA